Molecule: messenger RNA, 5138 nt
Organism: Polyodon spathula (Mississippi paddlefish)
Lineage: Eukaryota; Metazoa; Chordata; Actinopteri; Acipenseriformes; Polyodontidae
Product: zinc finger protein ZFAT-like
Exons: 16
Coding region: 167-4105 (1312 amino acids)
Biological process (GO): regulation of gene expression
Cellular component (GO): nucleus
Source: RefSeq, a predicted model, not a curated record
UUCAAGGAGACUCCAUUUGCCAUGUCUGAUAACGCAGAUUCGUCAGAAACCUUCUGGCAAAUAUACCUUUAAAAUUAAAAAUGUUUCAGGAAAAUAAAGCAGAUCACAUUAUUAAUUGACAAAGAUAAAUGACCACCGGCCCUGUUUAUAUUUAUUUAAGGGUACUAUGGACUCCCAGACUGCAGACGCUGUUUCAAUAUUCAUGUGCAAAGCGUGUAACUUGUUCUCGCCCAGUCGAACAGAGCUGCUCACACAUGUCUCAGAACAGCACACGGUUGAGAGUCUCUGUCCUGAUGACAUCAUCGUCGCCCUUAGACCUCUGUCUACAACUGGCCAGUCAGAGAAGAGCGGAGCAGAAUGUGUCCUCAAAAGGAAGAGGGGGAGACCCAAGGGUUCCACCAAGAAGUAUUGCGUGGAGGAAGAGCUUGUGGAUGCCAGUGCCAGUCAGAGAGAAGAAGCCAAGCCUGAAAAGGAGCAGGAGAAGAAGGGGCCCGAAUCUGGAGACCCGAGUGGUGUGCUGGAGUGCAGGAAGUGCAGUCGGAGAUUCUGUAACACGAGGCAACUCAAGAAGCACAUCUGCAUCAUGGGAUUGAAAGAAGAAGUGGAAGAAGAGGAUGAGAAUGACCCCGGAAUUAAGUCUGCUUCAGAUGGAAAGUAUGAGGACAGGGGGAGGCCUCCAAAGAGGUCUCGGAUUCAGAGCACGGAGAAGGCAUCUGUGAGCAAGGACUGUGAGCAGCCAAGCGGGGCAAAGAAGCCUAUAAUUAGCAUGGUUCUCACUGCACACGAGGCUGUUCCAGGAGCCACAAAGAUUAUUCCGAUUGAGGCUCCCCAUGCAGAGUCUGCUACAGCUAUGGACCCUGAGUCUAGUGGCCAAGAUGAAGGAUUAAAGAGGGGCUACCAGGAGUAUGCGAUACAGCAGAUGUCAUCUGAGCUUCCAAUGAAAUCAAACAGGCUGGCACAAACUCAACUGAAGAUCUUCACGUGUGAGUACUGCAACAAGGUGUUCAAGUUUAAGCAUUCCCUGCAGGCGCACUUGAGGAUUCACACCAACGAGAAGCCUUUCAAGUGCCCACACUGUGAUUACGCCAGUACAAUCAAGGCCAACCUGAGCGUCCACCUGCGCAAACACACGGGGGAGAAGUUCAGCUGCCAGCACUGCGACUUCAGCUGCCUCAGCAAAGGCCACCUGAAAGUGCACGUGGAGAGGGUGCACAAGAAGAUCAAGCAGCACUGCCGCUUCUGCAACAAGAAGUACUCUGACGUCAAGAACCUGCUGAAACAUGUCCGGGAGAGCCACGACAUGGAGGACAGGAAGGUAAAAGACUGUUACGAGGAGAUCAGUCUCCAGACCAGGGAGGGCAAGAGGCAGCUUCUCUACGACUGCCACACCUGUGACCGUAAAUUCAAGAACCAACUGGACAGGGACCGCCACAUGAUGGUCCACGGCGAUGAAAGGCCAUAUGGCUGUGAGCUCUGUGACCACGGGGCCACUAAGUAUCAGGCCCUGGAGGUCCACAUCCGCAAGCAUCCCUUUAUCUACCUCUGCACUGUCUGCCAGCACAAAUUUGUCAGCUCUGUCAGGCUGAGGUCCCACAUCAAGGAAGCCCAUGCCAACCUGGCAGAAACCACAGUGUUCAGCGACUCCAUCAAUCAAAGCUUCUGCCUCCUGGAGCCUGGGGGUGACAUCCAGCCAGACGCCCUAAAGGAGAGAGAGCUGCAGAUGACUGAGGAGCUGUCUCUGCUGAAUGAACAGCAUGCUCUGGUUGCAGAGCUGGGGAACACAGAGGAAGUCACUACAGAGCAGUGUGUGCAUGGAGUAGCUGUAGACAACCUAGAAGGGGAUUUUCCAACACAAGAUGCUGCUUUGACAGACAUGGUGGAAAACCAGCAAUUCCAAGUGCACUCUGCUGAAGAUAGUCAGAGCCACGAGACCACAGUAUUGGACAAAGGUGAUGGCAAAGUGGAGUGCUCUGAAGAUAGUCAGAUCCACAAGACCACAGUAUUGGACAAAGGCGAUGAGAAAGUGGAGUGCCCUGAAGAUAGUCAGAGCCACGAGACCACAGUAUUGGAUAGAGGGUAUGACAAGAAGGAGUGUUCUAAAGAUAGUCAGAGCCACAAAACCACAGUAUUGGACAAAGGUGAUGAUAAAGUGAAGUGUUCUGAAGGUAGUCAGAGCCACAAGACCACAGUAUUGGACAAAGGGGAUGACAAAGUGGAGUGUUCUGAAGGUUUCCAGCAGGAGACGGAUAAGCAACCAUUGCAAGCAGCUGACCAAGAACUGGUUGAAAUCUGUACUACAGUCGAGCAUACCACUGAUGUUAUUCAACAAGAGACGUUAAACCAGAGCUCCGUGCCAAGCCAAGAGAACUUGAUGGACACCCAUCAGCCUAAUGUUGCAACACAGUUAGAGAAAACCUUAUCUAACAAAGAAACGGAGUCUGGUGCAGGCAAUACAGAAACCACUGAAGCCUUAGGAGUGACAAUGGAAAGCAACCUGCCCUCUAGUGGAAAAAACACCUUGACUGCAGACACUCAAGAGGAGAGUACAGCUUUCAAGAAGAUUAUGGACAGCUUGCAAAAGAGACAACUGAACAUGGAUCUCUUUGAGAGGAUCAGGAAAGUUUAUGGUGAUCUGGAGUGUGAAUACUGUGGUAAGCUGUUUUGGUACCAGGUGCACUAUGACAUGCACACUCGCACUCACACCCACGAGCAUCUCUACUACUGCUCCCAGUGCAGCUACUCUUCCAUCACCAAGAACUGCUUGAAACGGCAUGUAAUCCAGAAGCACAGCAACAUCCUGCUCAAGUGUCCCACCAAGGGAUGCGAGUACACCACGCCUGACAAGUACAAACUCCAGGCGCAUCUGAAAAUACACAGCGAGCUGGAUAAAAGGAGUUACGUUUGCCCUGUGUGUGAGAAGUCCUUUCCAGAGGAUCGGCUUAUUAAAUCACAUAUCAAAAACAGCCACCCAGAGGUGUCAAUGAACACAAUCUCAGAAAUCCUUGGGAGGAGAGUGCAGCUGAAAGGGCUGAUUGGAAAGCGUGCCUCCAAGUGUCCUUACUGUGACUGCUAUUUAAUGAGGAAUGGAUCGGACCUGCAGCGGCACAUCUGGGCUCAUGAAGGAGUGAAGCCCUUCAAGUGCUCGCUCUGCGAUUAUGCCACUCGCAGUAAGAGUAAUCUCAAGGCCCACAUGAACCGGCACAGCACUGAGAAACCACACCUGUGCGACAUGUGUGGGAAGAAGUUCAAAUCCAGGAGCUCCUUGAAGAGCCACAAACUGCAGCAUGCAGCUGAUGGCAGGCAGUUUAAAUGCACUGUAUGUGACUUCACUGCCGUACAGAAGCCACAGCUUCUCCGCCACAUGGAGCAGCAUGCCUCAUUUAAGCCUUUCCGUUGUGCACACUGCCACUACUCUUGCAACAUGUCAGGAUCACUGAAGCGCCAUUACAACAAGAAGCACCCAAGCAAGGAAUAUGUGAAUGCAGGGGUGGGGCCUCCUGCUGCAGACAUGCUAAUCCAGCAAGGUGGAGUGAAGUGUCCUGUGUGUAAUUUUGUUUAUGGUACAAAAUGGGAAAUGAACCGGCACCUAAAAAACAAGCACGGCCUGAAGUUGGUGGAGAUCGAAGGAGAUGCCAAACGGGAGCAUGUUGUAGAGAGUUCAGUCGAGGAAUCAUCGACACAGUAUCUGCAUAUAACUGAGACCGAAGAUCUGCAAGGCACAGAGGCUGCUGUAGCUGCUCUCCAGGACCUACGAUAUAACACAGAAAAUGCAGAUCGGUUGGACCCCACUGCAGUGAACAUCCUUCAGCAGAUAAUUGAGCUGGGAACAGAGAGCCAUGGUGCGUCUGUGGUUGCCAUGGCACCCGGCACAGUCACAGUCGUGGAGCGGGAGCAGCAAGGGAACCAUGCCGUGAUGAUUCAGGAAGCCCUGCAGCAGGCCUCAGUGGGCCUGUGUGAAGAGCAUCACCUGGUGGUCUCCUCGGAUGACAUGGAGGGCAUCGAGACCGUCACCGUGUACACGCAGGGCGAAGACGCCUCCGAGUUCAUCGUUUAUGUUCAGGAGGCAGUGCAGGCUGAGGAAGAGCAGACAGUGGGGCCCGUGUGAUUUCAAACAGAGGAUCCACUGUGCUGAUGCGCUGAGUUACUGCUUAUCAUCAGCUGACACCUGGCUACUGCAAUGUAGGCUGUGAAUACAUGUGACUUUAACUAGUACACAGCGUCUCAGAAACAUUUAUGUAGCAAAUAUCUGUGGCCACCCACAGUAUUUAUUUGACAGCCUGUAUUUAUUUGGCUGUAGUGGAUGCUGUCAGGACCCCUGAUUAAAAUGUUUUUAUUAUUUUUAGUCCUAGGUCCCACCGAUAUUAGUCAUGAUAUACAUAAUAUUCACUGAUUUCUUCCAAACCAUCACAUUAACAAACAGUCAGACUUACAUACAGAGCGGUGAGAUAUCAAGACAUCAACGCAAAGUAGCAAAAAAGAAAUAAAAAUAAGCAGGGCCACAUUACACCAAACCAAGGGAGGGGAGUAACAAAACCAAGUCAAUUUAAUGAACCUGAAUUUUAUCUGAGCAUUUUACAUUACCCCUGUGUUAUGCAGGGGGAUUUGGGGGGGGGGGGGGGGGCAGUGUUGUGCAAUGCUGUAAUAAAAUCAUGUUAUAGACGAGUCACAACUUAAACAAAGGUACAGUUACAGAAGGAAACAGCUUUGAAAACCAGCCUGAAUGAGCGAAGAUUUAACAAGAGCAUGUCAGUCUACACCAGCAUUUCACACCACUGCUUUCUAAUUACUACAUUUGAUAGUAUUGUUUUUUUCUUUUGCCACUGUUUUGUCUUUCAAAAUCAUGUUCACGUGUUAUACUUUCAAAACAACUUGUUUGUUUUUUUUUUGUUUGUUUUUUUUUGGUCAAACCUCAACAAUUGUGACACAGGCAGUUAUUGGUUGUGACACAUUGUGUUGCCCUUCACAGUACUGUGCUGUCUGGUGGCUGGUUGCUGUAGUGAAGAGACCUUGGGGCUGUGGUUUAUCUUCUUUUAAACAAUCACAGAUUUUUUUAAUUUGAAAGGAAGAUACUCUGCACCUGUAUCCAAUAAUUGACAAAGAACAUGUAACUGGCAAUAAAAAAAAAAGUAUGUCUUUUA